This is a messenger RNA of Brachypodium distachyon (stiff brome), 3217 nucleotides long. RefSeq names its product phosphoenolpyruvate carboxylase 1. Gene Ontology annotation, molecular function: phosphoenolpyruvate carboxylase activity. Lineage: Eukaryota; Viridiplantae; Streptophyta; Magnoliopsida; Poales; Poaceae. The transcript is spliced from 10 exons. Gene Ontology annotation, cellular component: chloroplast; cytosol; apoplast. The coding region runs from base 108 to 3029 and encodes 973 amino acids. Gene Ontology annotation, biological process: tricarboxylic acid cycle; leaf development; carbon fixation. The record is from RefSeq and is a predicted model, not a curated record.
CGGGUGAUGUGAGCCCAAUCAUCCCAUCCAUAUUUGCUCGCAGCCAUCCACUGGUCCGUCCGAGAGUAGCAGAGACCCGGCUUCUCUGCUCUUGGUCGGCGUAGAAUAUGGCUUCGUCCAACUCCAAGUCCAUGGAGCGGCACCACUCCAUCGACGCCCAGCUCCGACUCCUGGCACCCGGCAAGGUCUCUGAGGACGACAAGCUCGUCGAGUACGACGCCCUCCUCGUCGACCGUUUCCUCGACAUCCUCCAGGACCUCCACGGCCCACACCUCCGCGAAUUCGUGCAGGAUUGCUACGAGGUGUCGGCGGAGUACGAGGGCGACCGGGACGCGGGGCGGCUGGAGGAGCUGGGGCGCAGGCUGACGGGGCUGGCGCCCGCGGACGCCAUCGUGGUGGCCAGCUCCUUCUCCCACAUGCUCAACCUGGCCAACCUCGCCGAGGAGGUGCAGAUCGCCAGCCGCCGCAGGAACAAGGUCAGCAAGCGGGGGGACUUCGCGGACGAGGCGUCCGCCACCACCGAGUCCGACAUCGAGGAGACGCUCAAGAGGCUCGUCUCCGGCCUCGGCAAGUCCCGCCAGGAGGUCUUCGACGCGCUCAAGAACCAGACCGUGGACCUCGUCUUCACCGCACACCCCACGCAGUCCAUCCGGAGGUCGCUCCUCCAGAAGCACGGAAGGAUUCGGAAUUGCCUGACGCAGCUGUAUGCCAAGGACAUCACGGCUGACGACAAGCAGGAACUCGAUGAGGCUCUUCAGAGGGAGAUUCAAGCUGCAUUUCGAACUGAUGAAAUACGAAGAACGCAGCCCACUCCGCAGGAUGAAAUGCGUGCCGGGAUGAGCUACUUCCAUGAAACUAUAUGGAAAGGUGUACCAAAGUUCUUGCGCCGUGUGGAUACAGCUCUGAAGAAUAUCGGAGUCGAUGAGCGUCUUCCCUACAAUGCUCCACUCAUUCAGUUUUCGUCUUGGAUGGGUGGUGACCGUGAUGGAAAUCCCAGAGUUACACCAGAGGUGACAAGGGAUGUAUGCCUGUUGGCCAGAAUGACGGCUGCUAACUUGCACUUCUCUCAGAUAGAAGAGCUCAUGUUUGAGCUCUCAAUGUGGCGAUGCAACGAUGAACUUCGUGUCCGCGCUGAGGAACUACACCGUGUUUCGAGGAAAGCUGAAAAACAUUACAUAGAGUUCUGGAAGCAAGUUCCCCCGACUGAACCUUACCGUGUGAUCCUUGGCUAUGUACGUGACAAAUUAUACUACACGCGCGAACGUUCACGCCAUCUGUUGACUAGCGGAUUUUCCGACAUCCCUGCAGACUCUACCUUCACCAACGUCGAAGAGUUCCUGGAGCCACUGGAGCUCUGCUACCGAUCACUGUGCGCGUCCGGCGACAAGACGAUCGCCGACGGGAGCCUUCUGGACUUCCUGCGGCAGGUGUCGACCUUCGGGCUGUCCCUGGUGAAGCUGGACAUUCGGCAGGAGUCGGAGCGGCACACGGACGCCCUGGACGCGAUCACCACGCACCUUGGCAUCGGGUCGUACCGGUCGUGGCCCGAGGAGAAGCGGCAGGAGUGGCUGCUGUCGGAGCUGAGGGGCAAGCGCCCGCUCCUGGGCUUGCGCGGCGACCUCCCCGACACCACGGACGAGGUCGCGGACGUCCUGGGCACCUUCCGCGUCCUCGCGGAGCUCCCCGCGGACUGCUUCGGCGCCUACGUCAUCUCCAUGGCCACGGCCCCGUCCGACGUGCUGGCCGUGGAGCUCCUGCAGCGGGAGUGCCACGUGGCGCACCCGCUGAGGGUGGUCCCGCUGUUCGAGAAGCUGGCCGACCUGGAGUCCGCCCCGGCCGCCGUGGCGCGGCUCUUCUCCAUCGACUGGUACAUGGAGCGGAUCGGCGGCAAGCAGGAGGUCAUGAUCGGGUACUCGGACUCCGGCAAGGACGCCGGCCGGCUGUCGGCGGCGUGGCAGCUCUACAAGGCGCAGGAGGAGCUCGUGGAAGUGGCGAAGCGGCACGGCGUGAAGCUCACCAUGUUCCACGGGAGAGGGGGGACUGUCGGAAGGGGCGGCGGGCCCACCCACCUGGCCAUCCUGUCGCAGCCGCCGGAGACCGUUCACGGGUCGCUGAGGGUCACGGUGCAGGGAGAGGUCAUCGAGCACUCCUUCGGGGAGGAGCACCUCUGCUUCAGGACUCUGCAGCGGUUCACGGCCGCCACGCUCGAGCACGGCAUGCACCCGCCGGUCUCCCCCAAGCCCGAGUGGCGCGCUCUCAUGGACGAGAUGGCCGUCGUGGCCACCGAGGAGUACCGCUCCAUGGUCUUCAAAGAGCCUCGAUUCCUCGAGUACUUCAGAUCGGCGACACCUGAGACUGAGUACGGUAGGAUGAACAUCGGGAGCCGGCCGUCAAAGAGGAAGCCUGGCGGGGGCAUCGAGACGCUGCGCGCGAUCCCGUGGAUCUUCGCCUGGACCCAGACGCGGUUCCACCUCCCCGUGUGGCUGGGGUUCGGCGCCGCUUUCAAGCACGCGAUGCGCAAGGACAUCAGGAACAUCCAGGCUCUCAGGGAGAUGUACAACGAGUGGCCCUUCUUCAGGGUCACUCUCGACUUGCUCGAGAUGGUUUUCGCCAAGGGAGACCCCGGCAUCGCGGCCUUGUACGACGAAUUGCUCGUCGCCGAUGAUCUCAAACCCCUCGGGGAGCAGCUGAGGAGCAACUAUGAGGACACGAAGAAGCUCCUCAUCCAGGUUGCUGGUCAUAAGGAUGUUCUGGAAGGAGACCCUUACCUGAAGCAGCGGCUGCGGCUGCGUGACCCGUACAUCACAACCCUCAACGUCUGUCAGGCCUACACACUGAAGCGGAUCAGGGACCCAGGGUUCCAAGUGACGACGCAGCCGCCGCUGUCCAAGGAGUUUGCCGACGAGAACCGGCCAGCCUCAGCCUCACUGGUCAAGCUCAACGCGGCGAGCGAGUACGCACCGGGACUGGAGGACACGCUCAUCCUCACCAUGAAGGGCAUCGCUGCCGGCAUGCAGAACACGGGCUAGAUUCAGACCGUAUCGCCUCUGUUGGCUGUAAACCUGUGCCUCUGUUUCUCAAGGAAUAAAAUGUGUCAAUUAAUAAUGUAAACGCCUUUUAGAAGCGUGCUCGAUGAUAAUGUGAAAUGGAACAUUUCGAUUGUUCAGACAGUGUAUAAACUGUACUCCAAAAUAGACGGUUCUCUUUUUAUGAUCUU